Messenger RNA from Medioppia subpectinata, 1308 nucleotides. The record is from the annotation of a GenBank genome assembly. Lineage: Eukaryota; Metazoa; Arthropoda; Arachnida; Sarcoptiformes; Oppiidae.
AUGAGACUUAUGGCUCCAGAAGAAUAUCUUACAUCAAAGAAAACUAAACCAAAGAUUAUUCAAUUGGAUGACAACGAAGACAAUGACAACCAAAGUCCUCAUCAGGAGAACAGGCCUUUGAUUAAUGCCAAUGAGUUUCAUAAUAGUAUUGAACCGACUCGUGAGAUGACACCGAACGGCAUCCCAUCGGCGCCUCCCGAAGAGGAAUACCGACCGACGGGUUUGGCCGACAACAACACCCGCACACUAUUUAUGCAAAAGACGGCAUCGUUAAGCUUUCUAAUAAGUUAUGCGAUAACGCAAAGCACUGCCAAAGCGUUUCUAUACGCCAUGGGUUCCAGUGAUUUGUGUGAUUUGGGUGUAGUUUUGGGCUCAAGAGGUCGUUUGGAUUUCACUAAAUGGCGUUAUAUAUCAUUAAUUCCGUUAUCAAUGAUUGGAUCCAGUAUUUUGGCGCCGAGUAUUCUCGGCCUUUCGGUCAAACAUACGAUUUGGCCGUCAAUUAUCAUGACCUCUGCCAACACCUAUUUGGCCGCCAAUACAGUGCCCGUCAUUCGCCACAACGAUCUUAAGCUGGAACCGAGUGAAUACGUGUUCGCCGUGAGUCAACUGUAUCUAAAUCCGGAACAAUCCAUAAGAUAUCGAAUUAAGAAAUGGUUUCUCGGACAAAUCGACGAAAUGGUAAUCAGUAUUGCAUUGAAUGAAUUGACACUCAUUUUGGACAUUAAAUUGCAGUCAAGAGCCGGCGAUUCAACGGACAGAACACCUCUUCACUGGGCAUCGAGUGAUGGGAAGAGAGAUCUGGUCCUCAAACUCGUGACCGAAGGCGCGGACAUUGACGCCACCGAUGAGAUGGGUUGGACACCAUUGAUGAUCGCCGUCUCCGCCGGUCAUCAGCCGGUCGUCGAGUUAUUGGUGGAGAAGAAGGCGGACAUGAAUGCCGUCAACACAACCGGUCAGUCGGCUCUGCAUUACGCGGCCUCUAAGGACCGGCUCGACAUCGCUCGGUAUCUGAUAGACAGCGGCGCUCACAUCAAUCUCAGGGAUAAACUCAAUCAGACACCGCUUCACAGGUCCGCCUCUAAAGGCAACCAAAAGAUUGUUGAGCUUCUGUUGAGCCGAUCGGACAUCCAAUUGAAUCCACAGGACGUCGUCGGCAAUACUCCACUGCAUUUGUCGUGCGAAGAGGAGCGGACAGAAGUGGCCAAAGUGCUGAUCAAAGCCAAAGCUCUGACUGACAUUCAGAAUAAGGAUAAAAAGUUGGCUUUUGAUCUCUGUCUUAACGAAUCAGUGAAGCGUUUGUUAAGUAAU